Chrysemys picta bellii (western painted turtle) is the source of this 3222-nucleotide messenger RNA. The record is from RefSeq and is a predicted model, not a curated record. Lineage: Eukaryota; Metazoa; Chordata; Testudines; Emydidae.
AGCCACAGGGGGAGGACCUUCUCUGUAGUUCCGGCUGUAGCUACUAGGAAGUGGCUGUCUGAGUCCUCCCCUCCUGCUCUCUGCGUUGAGCCGACUCAGGGCUCAGUCUGUGCAGCUGCUUGUGGCUAGACGCAGCCGUGUGGACUCCUGGAGGCUCCAGGAGAUAGAAAACGAGAUGCCCUCGCUGCUGAAAUGGUCUUCUCUGCCAGUGGCAGGCAUGGUCUCGGAGUUAAAGUUCCCAGUUCCUUGGGGCCACAUUGCAGCCAAGGCCUGGGGAUCCCCACAAGGCCGUCCUGUGCUCUGCUUGCAUGGCUGGCUGGACAAUGCCAACACCUUCAACAGACUCAUCCCAUUGCUCCCUAAAGAUUACUAUUACAUGGCAAUGGAUUUUGGGGGCCACGGCCUGUCAUCCCACCGGCCCGCAGGCUUUCCUUACCACUUCCUGGACUACGUGAGCGAGAUCCGCAGGGUGACAGCAGCCUUGAAGUGGAAUCGAUUUACUCUAAUGGGCCACAGUUUGGGUGGGACUGUCGCAGGAAUGUUCUCCUGCAUUUUCCCUGAGAUGGUAGAUAAGCUGAUCCUGGUGGAAUCUUAUGGCUUCUUCCCAGCUCCUCAGGGUCAGGACAAAGGCCCGGGAUUAGGUAGGCAAAGGAAGCUGAACUCCCCUCUUCCCUCUAGAGAUGGGCUAUCCAAGUCAGAGGAAAGUGACGCAUGGCUGAACUCUAAGAGGAAGGUGAUUGAACGUCUCCUGAGUCUGGAGGAGAACAAGCACCAGCCCCCUAAAAUACGCAGCCCCCAAGAAGCGCUGCAGAGGCUAUUACAAGCCAACAGCCACCUGACAGAGGAGAGUGGGAGGAUCUUACUACAGCGAGGAGCGACUGAGGUGCCGGGAGGCCUGGUGUAUAACAGAGACAUGAGAGCCCUUACGCACAAUCACGACUCCCUGACUCUGGAGCAGUGUGUGAGCUUCUUGAACAAAAUCCAGGCCAGUGUCCUAAUGAUCAUGAUCUCUUUCAUAGGGGGAGGAGGCACUAAACACGGCAAGGCAGACACAAAGUGGGGGUCGUUUAAGUUAAAUAACACUAUUGGGCCCUACACUAAUAGCAAUAAGCCACCCCCAGAUGUGUAUGAGAGAAGGGUGGCAGUGCAUUUCUCAGGUUUAGGUCACACACACAGACACCUAAGGCUAGUGCAAUAACCUGCUAGGGUGCCCCCAUGAUGGCUUAUUGCUGUGAUCAGUGGUGAUAUCUCACAAGGGAGGCUUUUGGAGAGAAGCUGGUGUUAAAUUAAACUCAGAUAUAGAACAGGUGGCAAACAGCACAUUGAAGACCUAGCACUGCUCCCCAGGAAGUGUAUGCAGAGAUAUUCAUGUCACUGGGAGCCCAACUGGGCCCUAAGUGUAUAGAUCAUACUGUACCAACUAAUAGGGAGGGAGGAUGAGGCAACUCAAGGAGGAGACACUAAGGAGUUAGCUCAGAAGUGGAUCUCAUUGUAAUAAUACCUACCUCUUUUGUAAAGCACUCUUCAUCAGUAGAUCUUAAAUGCUUUACAAAGGAACUUAGUAUUAUAAUAUCAAGAAACCUGUGAGGGUCUUUAAAACUCUGCCUUUAACUACUUCGCAUUGUCUAAUUCUCUCUCCACCAGUGAUGCUAGCCUGGCUUACCCAUUUCUCCACUCCUCCCAGAGUUGGAAAACCCAUCCCCAAAACUAAUCUAAAACCAUUACCACUGCCUCCCCCAAAGCCCUUCUCAACUGCCCACUUUUAUCACAGCUCCUCCAAGAAGAGGCAGCGGGGCAUAAAUUGAUGAUCAUUUAAAUAAGGCAAAACAAGUAAAUUAUAAACAUUAUAUUUCCCUGCUCACUUCUGUAUGGUGCUCCUCUUCUUAAAGGACAAGAUCUUCAGGGCUGAUGUCAUGUCCACUUAACCUGUCUCUAAUCUUGAUUGGGACCUUAGAGCACCUCUAUAAAAUAAAACCCCACUAGAAGUUGAGGGGAAAAUGGAGGAAGAGAAACUAACUACAGAGCUGGCUUAGCCUCCAUUUGUAACAGAAAUAGAACCCUGGGCACUUUUACUUUAGGAGAACAUGUUCUUAAGUGUCUAGCUGUUUCUUCUGGAUCCAGUCAGGGCCAGCUCCAGCUUUUUUGCCGCCCCAAGCGGCGAAGGAGAGGAAAAAAAAAAAGUAAAACCUGACUGAGCUGCUGCUGAACUGUCUCCGAAGAGGAAGAGUGAAGGACCCGCCACCCCUUUCUAUUGGCUGCCCCAGGCAUCUACUUCCUUUGCUGGUGCCUGGAGCCAGCCCUGGAGCCAGUAGAAACAAAGAUUUUCUGGAGACAUCUUGAAAAUGUGGGGAGGGAGAGGAUUUGUAAUCUCACAUUGCACCACCGUGUGGAAGAAAUGCAGUGUUACAGCCUCCCAUAAAAGUUAAAAUUGGGAAACUGCAAAAUACACCUCUACCCCAAUAUAACGUGACCCGAUAUAACACAAAUUCGAAUAUAACGCGGUAAAGCGGUGCUCCGGGGGGAUGGGGCUGCGCACUCCGGUGGAUCAAAGCAAGUUCGAUAUAAUGCGGUUUCACCUAUAACGCGGUAAGAUUUUUUGUUAUAUCGGGGUAGAGGUGUACUUGUUUGUGGGGUUUGUUUUGUUCUCUCUCAUUUGUCUGUUUUAGCAUUUCCUGAGUGGCUGCUCUUGUAGCCCCUUGUGCCCUACUGUCCAGAGGAGGCUAAUGCCAGGGAUUGUUUAAUGGCUAAAACCAAACAUGUACAUGCACAAAGGGGGAGGAGAGAAAGCCACCAGGAAGAGAUGGAGGGGUUGGUUGGGUGAAAGCACCAAUGAAGCUGGUUUUCGGACCCUAGGCAAAGCUGUCUUGUCCUGGGCUCUCCUAAGAACUUGACCUUCACAGAACUGAGCCCUGGGAAGGGUAAUUUCCUGAGCUUAUGCACCAUGAUCAAUCCACUCUUUCAGCAGGGGCUUUGAUAGAUAAUGGACCCCUGAGUUUGGUCCUUCCUCCUCUCACUCAACUAAGUGAGUCUAACCCUUGGUGUCCACAACACAGUCAUAUAGUCCUGUCCCAGCCUACACAUACGUGACUGUGGAAAGCAAGAUGAGCUAGUUCAAUUUCUCUAUCUGUGUCUGGUCUCACCUCUCAGGGAAGGAGAGCAGCUAAGAUCUGUGGAGAUGAGGCCCAAGGCGCACUGUGUGUUGCAUGGAACUUUGUGAUUGUU